AAUCGUAAACAAGAAAGAUGGCUGCCAAAAUUGAUGGAAAUCUAAGUCAGGUGAAAAUUGGACAUUAUGUUUUAGGCGAUACAUUGGGAGUUGGGACGUUUGGAAAAGUCAAAAUUGGCAAACAUGAGUUAACUGGUCACAAGGUUGCUGUGAAGAUCCUUAACAGACAGAAAAUUAAGACUCUAGAUGUCGUCGGCAAAAUCCGCAGAGAAAUUCAGAAUUUGAAACUCUUUAGGCAUCCACAUAUUAUAAAAUUGUACCAGGUGAUAAGCACUCCUACAGAUAUCUUCAUGGUGAUGGAAUAUGUGUCUGGUGGGGAAUUGUUUGACUACAUUGUAAAGAAUGGAAAGCUGAAAGAACAUGAAGCCCGUAAAUUUUUCCAGCAGAUCAUAUCUGGACUAGACUACUGCCACAGACACAUGGUGGUACAUAGGGACUUGAAACCAGAGAACCUGCUACUAGAUAAAAGCAUGCACAUCAAGAUUGCAGAUUUUGGGUUGUCUAACAUGAUGACAGAUGGGGAGUUCUUACGUACAAGUUGUGGGUCACCUAACUAUGCAGCUCCAGAGGUCAUCUCAGGAAAGCUGUAUGCUGGUCCAGAGGUAGAUAUCUGGAGUGCUGGUGUCAUACUAUAUGCCCUUCUUUGUGGUACACUGCCAUUUGAUGACGAGCAUGUGCCAACUUUAUUCAGGAAAAUUAAAUCUGGUAUAUUUGCAAUUCCUGACCACCUUAACAAAUCAGUUGUCAGUCUGAUCACCCACAUGCUACAGGUGGACCCCAUGAAGAGGGCAACCAUCAAAGACCUCAGGGAGCAUGAAUGGUUCCAGCAUGAACUACCUGAGUACCUAUUCCCCCCUCCCACGGAUCAAGAUGCUUCUAUUAUAGACCAGGAGGCAGUCUAUGAAGUCUGUGCAAAAUGUAAGGUGACAGAGGAUGAUGUCCAUAGAGCUCUACUUAGUGGUGAUCCACAUGACCAACUCUCUGUUGCCUAUAAUCUAAUUGUGGACAACAAGAGAAUAGCAGAUGAAGCUGCCAAGAUGGAAAUACAGGAGUUCUACCUAGCCUCAAGUCCCCCUUGUGAAUCUUUCAUGUCGAAACAUGCUGCAGCUAUGGAUAAUAGGCAAUCAACUUCUGGCACAAGUCCAAUGAGGCACCCAGAGAGAAUGAAUGAGCCUAAGGAUCUUACUGCGACUCUUGACCCUCUUGCUAGUGAAAAGAAACGAGCAGUUCCUAUCAAGAAAGCAAAAUGGCAUUUAGGUAUUAGAUCACAAAGCAGACCUCAAGACAUAAUGCAUGAAGUAUUCAGAGCCAUGAAACAACUAGACUAUGAAUGGAAAGUAGUGAACCCUUUCCAUAUCAGAGUGAGGCGAGCGAAUCCUGUCACAGGAAAACAUGUGAAAAUGAGCUUGCAGUUGUAUCAAGUUGACCAGAAGAGCUACCUUUUGGAUUUCAAGAGUCUCAAUCCAUCAAGCCCAGAGGACAUUGUCAAGACUCCUAGUGAUGAGCAGCUAAUGGACACAGAACCAGAUGUUGAUUCAAACUCAAACUCUGAUACUGCAUUAAAUGCAGCAGGCACACCAUCUGGCCCUGGGCCACACCAGACACUUGAAUUCUUUGAAAUGUGUGCCAGUUUAAUCACAACAUUAGCUCGCUAAUUGUCAAUAAAGCAAUAGCUUGCUAAUUGUCAAUAAAGCAAUAGCUCACUAAUUGACAAAUUUUACAUGUACAUUUGUUGUGAACGAAUUGCUAAACUCCAACUCUUUAUAAGAGUCAGUAAACUAAUUGCCAAAUAUUUUCAGAUAUAUCAGUUUAGUAUACAUAUGUAUUCAGUAGGCUUAUAUGUAAAAAACCUUGACAAUAAAAACUGUGAAUGCUAUAGCUGUAAAACCCCAAAUUUUUCAUUGCCCAAAUUUUUCUAUUUUUGUUUAAUUUCAGUAAAAUGAUAAAGCUUUGUGUUUGUGUAUGCUCUUUGCUAAUUUGGCAAUAUUUUUAUUUUAUUUAUGAUUUCAACAUUUAUUAAUUCAUCAAAGAUGCCUUCAUUUUAGUCUGGCCUAUUCAGAUAAAAUAUUGAAUAUUUGGGCACAUUGCAAAUGGGUUGUUACAUCAUGUGGAUAUAGUGCAACAUCACUGGUGAUCCACUCGAUU
Molecule: messenger RNA, 2145 nt
Organism: Owenia fusiformis
Lineage: Eukaryota; Metazoa; Annelida; Polychaeta; Sabellida; Oweniidae
Source: the annotation of a GenBank genome assembly